GCCGAAGCUGCGAGAAGGAAGUGAUCAGAGUGCAGAGGAGGAGAUGGCUUCCGCAGCUGGUAAUGUGUAAUAUACCGGCUUUCUGCAGCGUUUGCUUCAAAUCGUAAAGCCGGAGCUGCUGGAACAGGAGCCCCACACUUUCCUGCUUUACCCGUUGAACAGACUGCAUUCCCAGACCUGUAUUUCAGAGUGAAGCCACUCCUGAGCUCCACAUCUGCAGCCUGACAUUCAGUUAGACCCGGACCUGUGAGCUGUGCAGUGCAGAUCUCUCCAGUUCUUCAAGCUUGCUGACCCUGAUGACCGCUGGCCCCGGCUAUGUCACUCCGCAGAGGCACAAGCCCAUGAGCCCGUUGCGCAUUUCCAUCGGUAGCCUUCCCGUCCUCGCCUCCAUGACCAACGCCUCGGACCCACGCUUCCGCCUCAAGUGGAGGGCCAUCGUGGGGGUGUCCGUGCUGCUCACCCUGCUCCUCCUCCUGCUGCAGCUGCAGCGCUCUGGGGGGGGCGCCAGGUCCCAACCCGACGGCCCCCACAGCGGGCUGAUGAGCCGGGUGGCGAGGGAGCGCUACAACGACACGUAUCCGCUGAGCCCGGCCGAGCGGACCCCGCAGGGGGUGCGGUACCGCAUCGGCGUGAUCGCGGACCUCGACACGGAUUCCCGCAGCAAGGAGCAGCACACCUGGUUCAGCCUGCUGAAGAAGGGCCACGUGGUGGUGUCGGAGAGCGGGGAUGCCCUGACGCUGGAGUGGGACAGCGAGGACACCGUGCUGGAGUCCCACCUGGCUGAGAAGGGCCGCGGCAUGGAGCUGUCGGAGCUAAUCGCCUUCAACGGGCGGCUGUACAGCGUGGACGAUCGCACCGGGGUGGUGUACCGCAUCGAGGGCAGCAAGGCCGUGCCCUGGGUCAUCCUGCCGGACGGGGAUGGCACCGUCUCCAAGGGGUUCAAGGCGGAGUGGCUGGCAGUGAAGGAUGAGCACCUGUACGUGGGUGGCCUGGGGAAGCAGUGGACCACCACCACUGGGGAGGUGGUGAACGAUAACCCCCAGUGGGUGAAGGUGGUGGGUUUCCGGGGCAACGUGGAGCACGAGAGCUGGGUAGCCCAGUACAACGCCCUGCGAGCGGCAGCGGGCAUCCAGUCCCCAGGCUACCUGAUCCACGAGUCUGGAGUCUGGAGCGACACGCUGCAGCGAUGGUUCUUCCUGCCACGGCGAGCCAGCUCAGAGCGAUACGAAGAGAAGGCCGACGAGCGGCGCGCCACCAACCUGGUCCUGCGGUGCUCGCAGGACUUCCAGGACAUCGCGGUGAGCCGCGUGGGAGAGCUCCACCCCACCCACGGCUUCUCCUCCUUCAAGUUUGUCCCCGACACCGACGACCAGAUCAUCCUGGCGCUCAAGUCCGAGGAGGACGACGGGAAAGUGGCCACCUACAUCCUGGCAUUCACGCUGGACGGGCGAAUCCUGCUGCCCGAGACCAAGAUCGGAGACGUCAAGUACGAAGGGCUGGAGUUCAUUUAAAGAUUCUGCGUGUUUUUUUUUUUUAAAAAGUUUAUAUAAAUGUACAUCAAAAAAUAUUUGUUGUACCCAUCCUAAGAUUGUUGGAGGGUUUUUCUCAACCAUUGCAACUUCAAAGGCCCAACUCUUUUUACAACACUUUGUUACUGUAGAAAUUCUUUAUUGCAUAUCUUUUUUUUUUUUUUUUUAAAAACAUGGAUUUCCAUCACCUCGUCGCCAGUUUGGAACCUGCUUGUAAUAUUGCUGCUGCUUGUGGUUAUUUAGAUGCUGCUGCAGCUGCUGCUGUUUAUUUAAUUGCUGAACUGGGACGGCACCUCUGCUUCCUCUCUCUGCAGCCAUUGUCUUAUCUUGGACACAUACCAGAACAGUUGCUCUUAAAUGUUUCACUGUCAUGUUGGUCACUGAUCCACACACUUUCUCCCCAUAUCGUUUGCACAUUUUACCAUUGCUUUUUGAUAAUAACAUAAUAUCGCAGUUUCAUUUAUGAAGUCCCCUGUGACCAAGCCUCCCAAGCUGCUUUACAGGCUAAUGGUAACAUGCAUUAAUGUCCAUGGAUAUAUCACACAGAUGUUCCAUAAAUGAUUAACAUGACUGGGGAGGCAGGAACAGCACAGGUUUAUUCAGCAGAGCAUGCUGCUUUGAAACAAGCAGUGGGGCUGGUGUGUACGUUCAGUUUGAUGGAUUAUCGUGUGAAAUACUGUAGGGCAGUCUCUGUCUGGCACAGUCGCAAGUUACGAAGGUCAUUUCCUCACAACUGAAAUGAAUUUCACUUAUCCCCCUUUUAAUGAAGUUUUAGCUCCAGCGGGCUCUCCCUUUUUGUUCUUCACCAUUGACCUCAGCUGUCUCACGGAAGGGUUAAAACCACAAAACUGUGUGUGACCUGCUCAUCUUCAGCGGAAAUGGGAGACAAAUUGCCUUUAUUCUUUAUUGAGCAGAAUCCCCUGCAAUGUUUAGAACACUUGUUCAACGAAUUUUAACCCUAUCAGAACAAAGUACGUUUUAAGGCUUUAUAACUGUUUGAAGAACCCCUCUAAAUCAAUGCAUAUAGAAAAACAGAGUUGUGCAUUCUCGUGCUGCAUCGCCAUCUGCUUUCAAAUCUGUGUGGGACUCCUGUGUUUCCAUGCUUCGAACUGGAGGAAGGGUUAGACCGUCCUUGAAGCACAGUUAAACCCAGUGCUGGCAGUGGAUAUGUCUUCCAUAUAACCUCCCCUGGAAGUGUAAAGAACAAGCCCCAUCUGUACUGCCAGCUGUCUUCUGUGACUUUUGUUUAAGGUGUAUUUGUACAAUACAAAUACUGAACAGUUUUUUUUUCUUUGUACACUACUUGUAUAGACAAAGGUUGCCAAUACAUAUGAGAAUUGCUGACAUCACAUACCACUCGGACAUAUUUUGAAGAACCAGGGGAAAUCGUAGCGAAUUCAGAUCCACUGUUAGAAAUGUAUUGAUUUGUCCUGUGUUGCAGAAUUGGCGAGUUAUCUUGCUUGCUAAUGCAAGGGGCGACUGUGUGGGCAGAUGGGUCAGUGAGUCAGCAGGGAGUGAAACUGCUUGCACAAAGAAGGAAUAAAGAAAACAUGAAGACAA
Messenger RNA from Polyodon spathula (Mississippi paddlefish), 3089 nucleotides. It is a transcript of the gene cant1b, whose product is annotated as calcium activated nucleotidase 1b. The transcript has 5 exons. Gene Ontology annotation, molecular function: calcium ion binding; GDP phosphatase activity; UDP phosphatase activity. The coding region runs from base 297 to 1511 and encodes 404 amino acids. The record is from RefSeq and is a predicted model, not a curated record. Lineage: Eukaryota; Metazoa; Chordata; Actinopteri; Acipenseriformes; Polyodontidae. Gene Ontology annotation, biological process: proteoglycan biosynthetic process.